ACGCGCUGGGAGAGCACGAAACGAAACGAAACGAAACGAAAGGUGGACCGGAGGAGAAGGAAGAAGAGGGGAAGGUAUUCCUGUGGAGGGACUGUGAGCGUGGCGGAAGACCGGGAAGCGCGCGGAGCGACGUCGGAGACGAGGGGCGAGGGGGUCGGCUGUGCGCGCUUUUUCAUCGAAGGAAUCUCCUGUCGCGCUGACGGUCUCCCGCUUGUUCUGUCCCGCCCAUCGGCCUGGGUCUGGGUCGUUGGCGUUGACGGUCUCCCGCCUGUCUGUGCUCGAAGAGAAAGGAAGAGAAAGGAAGAGAAAGGAACGAGGAGGGGACUGUAGAGAGAAGGCGGGAAAUAGCACAGACCGUGUCUGUCGGCGGACAGAUAGGCGGGAAGGGCAGAUCUCUGUCGAAAUUUUGUAAAUGAGGAGUCUGUGUAGGGACGGCUCGAAGAUCCGUAGUGCAGGUGGUGAAGCGCUCUUCGCUCGGCGACUAUCAUUGCUGUAGCUUUGAGAAGCACGGAGACAACCGGCGAAGAUGGAGGCCUUCUUCUUGAUACUGUUUGUGAUCCUCUUCGUUGUGUGCGCAACGAUGGAGUUCAGCAAGGGUGCAAAAGACAGGAUUCAAGCAUCAUCAAGCUUCAAUGCUUUCAAGAAUAAUUACCUGGCGGUCUACUGUCUGAUGAUGGCGGGUGACUGGCUCCAAGGCCCGUAUGUAUAUCGGCUGUACGAGUACUACAAAUUCUCCGUCAAAGAGAUUGGGAGGUUGUUCAUUGCAGGAUUUGGUUCGUCCAUGAUCUUUGGGACUAUUGUGGGGUCCCUCGCCGAUAAGCAUGGACGAAAACUGGCCUCCAUUAUAUACUGCAUUACAUAUAUUUUGAGCUGCUUCACCAAGCAUUCCUCUCAGUAUGGUUGGCUGAUGGUGGGGCGAGUGCUUGGGGGCAUUGCAACAUCACUUCUCUUCUCUGCGUUUGAGUCCUGGCUUGUUGCAGAACAUUUCAAGAGGGGUUUCGAGGCACAGUGGCUGUCCAUCACUUUCUCCAAGGCCAUCUUUCUGGGUAACGGCUUGGUUGCUAUCAUAGCUGGCCUUAUUGCCAAUACCCUUGUGGUGAAUCUGGACUUUGGGCCAGUUUCUCCUUUUGAUGCAGCUGUGUUUUUCCUCACAAUCGGGUUGUGCGUCAUCUUGUACACCUGGACGGAAAAUUAUGGUGAUCCCUCAGAGAAUAAGACGUUGCAGCAGCAGUUCAAGACCGCAGCCGCUGCAAUUACCUCAGAUGAGAAGAUUGCUCUCCUGGGAGCCAUCCAGUCCCUGUUUGAGGGUUCCAUGUACACGUUUGUCUUCCUCUGGACACCUGCCCUCAGCCCCCACGGGGAGAAGAUUCCUCAUGGAUUCAUCUUUGCCACUUUCAUGUUGGCCUCCAUGAUUGGCAGCUCACUCGCGUCAAGGCUGAUGGCACGGGCAACCCUUAAAAUUGAAAGUUACAUGGAGCUCGUUUUUGGUGUUUCUGCACUGGCGCUGCUCGUGCCUGUCUAUGCUCAGGUGUUCCUCGAUGCUGGAGAGCCAGAGGAUAAGGAAGGCCCACUCUCUGCUUCCAUUCGGUUGCAAAUGAUUGGUUUCUUGGUAUUCGAGGCCUGUGUUGGAAUUUUCUGGCCUUCAAUCAUGAAGAUGAGAAGCCAGUACAUUCCAGAGGAAUCACGAUCAACGAUUAUGAACUUCUUCAGAAUUCCGCUGAACAUUUUUGUCUGCAUCGUCCUUUACAAUGUGAGCAAGUUUCCCAUUACAGCUAUGUUUGGAAUGUGUGCGGGCUUCCUCGUGCUGGCGGGUGUUCUGCAAAGGCGAUUAUCUGUUGUAGCAGAGACUGAGAGGUCUCGUUCAAAACCCGCCGACGUUGAGAAGGAUCUCUCUGCUGCAUCUGAUCCACUUCUAUCUUGAGAACGCUACUUCUCUGGUGCUAGUCUUGAUGUCAACAAUUAAGUGGACGAUGUCCUGAUGGUGCUUGAAGGAAGGACCGUGCGCCAGAUGAUGUGCGUGUUUAUACUGCUUUUAAGGAGAAAAAAGAGCGCUAGAAGGGGUGGAAUCCUUCCUAAGUGGUGAACUUCGGUAGAGGAGUGUGUGUGUGUGCGUGUGCGUGUGGGUGUGUGUGUGUGUGUGUGCGUGUGUGUGUGUGUGUGUGUGUGUGUGUGUGUGUGAGAGAGAGAGAGAGAGAGAGAGGACAAAGCCAGAGAAGGUGACUGAUUCCUUGUUGUGUUCUUGAGAGCACAGAGUGAAAUAUGCCGGUUGUGAGGUGCUAAGAGGUUUCAAGGCAGUUGUAUCCUCAGGCCUUACUGAGCAUUGUGGUCGUUCCAUCUUGAGGGCCCUGAAGUUGAGGGGAAUGUACUUAGGUAGGUUAAUCGGGCGGGCGUCAAGUAUUUUCGUCCUCUUCGUUUUUGGUAAGGUGAUGGGUAGACUUGUUGAGCUUAUUUAUGAAUGCUUUGAUGUACUUCUCUUGAAAUUGUUUGGAGUUUUGCCUUAGUGUCCAACGAUUCUUUUCGAAGUUGGCAUUCCCUGAAGAGAGCUCUUGCCGAAGCUUGUCCUUGUUGCUGCAGGAUGCAUAAGGGCUCCUCUGCCUGAAGUGUGUGGAGUAGUGCGGAGAAUCAUCAAGGAGCGAUCAAGUCAUUUCUGUUGUAUGCAGCACGAUGGAGUGCUUGGCGAAUAGUGGGCCAGUGAGGAAUUGGCUGCUGAUAUGGGUGAUUUCAGUUUAGCUGAUGUGCAAGGAAGAUGUCGGAGGAUGUGCAAGGAAGGAAGUGCGCAGAGGAAUGGGAGUGCCAGGAUAGCCAAAGCAGAAGCUGAAGUGAGUCAAGGGACAAUUAUUUGCUGCUGUUGUUUUAUGUCGCUGGGUAAGGUAUUGUAAUGUAGAGUAGUGCUUCAAUUGAUUGUAGGAGGGGGAAGGGUGGGUGUAGUCUGGGUGUCUCGAGUAACCGGACAUGGAAAAGAUUCUUUCUUGACAGGGUACGCGGAAGGCAUGAACUGCUCGUGAUGGUGGUUUUUUUUUCAUGCUGCUGAUCUUGAACUUGGUAUGAUUAUCAAGUUGAGCUCAGUGUGAAGAGACUGGCUCUCUUGAGAGAGUAGCAUUUCCAAAACGUGCCAGGGCUAUACUCACACGAGUCGACUUUUUCCGACUACUGCAAUUGCAGACACGUGCUGCGCGACCCGUGCGUAGUUGUAGCGAAGUCGUAGUGCGAGUUUGCCCUCAGCAUAUCACUGCCCUCUGUUUUUACGAUUCCGGGAACUUUGUUUUGUGGCUGGAUGGUCGGCAAUAAUUGACCCCCUCUCUGACGGCAUGCCAUUUUCAUGUUGGCUGCCGCAGAGGGAGUGGAGGGAGGAGGAGAAAGGUUACGAGUGGGGAUAUGAUCACCAGAUGUUGUGCUGAUUGGUGUGUAUUACACCACCAUGUACAUAAGACAUCUGUUUAGGUGAUUGGAUUGGAGUUGUUGCAAGCUUUGACAUGUUGGUCUUGAUGUGUCACUUAUGACAGGCAGGAGAGCAUUCAAAACCACGACUCUGCUCAUUUUCUCUUUUUCUGUUUCUCUUGUAGGGACUUUUUCUGAUCUGGUGGUUCACUUCUGUCAUAAGGGAACAGCCGUCAUAAGGGAAUGGAGAGCGUCCUUUUCCAGUGCAGAGGAGUUGAUGUAGGAACGGGUAAUCCUUUCGAGGAUCCUUACGGUGGAGACAUUUUGCAUUUACGGGCACAUUUGCUGUCGACUCUCUUAUUUUCUGCAAGUAACGACUUUAUUUGAUACGCCUCGUCUUGGUAUCAUACGUUCAUUGACUUGUAGAUGGAAUGCAAUGUUGUGAAGGGGUCCACUGACGCGUUGGAAACGUGCGUGUCGAUGAUUUGUCGGUUUUCAGUGAUCUGCCCGGGAUUGCAAGA
Molecule: messenger RNA, 3899 nt
Organism: Chara braunii
Lineage: Eukaryota; Viridiplantae; Streptophyta; Charophyceae; Charales; Characeae
Source: the annotation of a GenBank genome assembly